GAAUUACUUUCUUAAAUUGAGCACUGUUUUCUAAAAAAACACUUUUUAAUUUUUUUUUAUUUUAAGACAUGAGUAUAGACGGAUUAAUAAAUUGAAAUUGAUUCACCAAAGUUUACUUUACGAUUGGAUCUGAAAGUAACAAAACACUGAUAAAUAAUAAACGAAUUUUUACUGGUUGUUUCACCUCAUUAUCUUUGUCUAUUGAUUAUAAAAAAUGCAUGACAAAGUUUCCCGCAAUUACGGAAAAUCAUUUCCACAUACACAAUUUAUGUAUUCACAAAAUGACAAAUUACAAACCUGGUCAGAAAAUUCAUAAAAGUCUGGGCCCUAUUUUUAAAAUGUCACAAAUUAUGGGACUGUGUCCUGUUAUUUACCACAAACAUGAAAACGCAUUCAAAUGGUCCUGGAAAUUAUAUAUUACCUCCCUUGUGAUAAUUACAAUUUUAGGUGAGUAUAUUUUUUUUUACUUUUUAUGAAAUUUUUUAUAGCAUGUUGGUCGUUUUGGGGCUUCGUACGUGACAUGCAAGUGGCUUCCUUCACAGCCUUGGGCUUCAGAGGCACUGCUGAUUUUGUGAUUGCUUGCUUCGAUGUCAAUGAUGUGAUUGUUAGUGCGAUUUUUUUCGUCACUUCCACACCUUUCAAAUUUAAGCAUUUUGUGCAAAUCGUCGAGAAUUUUGACCGAAUUGACGCUCGCAUCUCUCCAAUCUUGGUGGAACAGAUUCGAAAAAGGAGCAAUAUUUUUGUAAAAGUCUUGGUAACUUUUUUGCCAACUUUAUACGUCCUUGAUCUGUUUAUGUGGGGGAAAAACAACUGGGAGGGAUUAAAUAAUUAUUUUGCUUUUUACAUAAUGUACAGCAUUGUUGUCGUUCACGAAUUGCAGUAUUGGCAUAUCAUGACUAUGAUGUAUGCCCGUAUUUUGGGGCUCAAUAAAACUUUGAGAGAUUACUUUAAAAAUAAAACAGGAUUCUGCGAACAUGAAAUAUUAGUGGUCACCCAAAGUUUUAAUUCGAUCAAUGAUUCGGUGGAAGAAAUUAAUAAAUGUUUUAGUUACAGUACGACUACAAUUAUUUUCAGCUGUUAUAUUCAUUUAGUAAUAAGUCCGUACCAACUUUUUGUGGUAGUCUCAAGCACUGAAACUUCUCUAUUUAACUAUGUGUAUUUACUGUGGAUCUCUUUACACAUUAUGAGAGUUUUAACAAUUGUCGAAGUUUGUCAGAAAUGUGAAAAUGAGAACCGAAAAACUAGAAGUUUAGUUUAUCAAUUAUUACUUUGUAAAUUAAACGAAAAAGUCAAAAACAUGGUUAGAGUACUUUUCUUUUUGGUAACAACUAGAAAAAUCUUGUUUUCUGCAUAUGCUUUGCCGAAAAUUAACAGAAGACUUAUCAUUUCCAUUCUUAGUUCUAUCAGUACUUACUGGAUGAUUUUGAUGCAAUCCACUUCCAGAACAAUACAAGUGGUGUAACUACAACGUGUUUUUAAAUGAUUCUCAUCUAGUCGUCUGUAAAUUUCUCAAGUACAAUCAGAAAAUGCCGCUUCAUGGAAUUAGGCAUUUAUUGUAGACAUCGAAUAUUAUUAGGUACCAUUCUCCAUUUAUUAAGUCUCGAAUUUGGAAAUAAGCUUCGAUAAUAAAAGUGUUUUCUUCCAUAGUAUAACAAUUUAGUUGCAUUUUAACGAAAUAUUUAAAAGAAAUUAAUUGAAUUUCACAACUGACAGAUUUGACAUUUAUUGACAGAUAAUUCAAUUGAGUAGAGCGGCACAUUUUUUUACAUGAAAACCAAUUUCAAAGCUAACUAGAUGAGAAUCAUUUAAAAACACAUUGUACAUUAGGUACUGUAUCUACUUGACAAAAUAUUUUUUUAUACACAAGACAAUUGUAUAGACACUGUAAAACUGUAAAUUUAGUUGAAUUAGUUUUUUUAAAAAAAGUGAAUACAAUUGUAAAAACUUUUUUCAAAUUACCUGCACUUUAAAUGAAAUCAAGCUUUUGUAGAUUUUCAGUUUGAUACAAAAUUGAGAAAAUUCCUAGUUUUUGUUUACUUUAAUUGUUUGUAUUGUUAAAGUUAGAUAAUUUCCCGAUAAUUAAUGCAUUUUUAUUGAUCUAAACCGUUUCUUUUUUGCUUAUUCCCAAAAAACAAACUUGUAUUCUAAUUAUGGGGCAAUUUCUCUACACAGAGAGUUUUGUGCUUGUGUUCCAUUACUAUUUUAUACGAGUCUGAGAAGUAAAACCUACAUAAAAGACAAAAAAUGUGACAAAAAUCGAACCCAACA
Molecule: messenger RNA, 2268 nt
Organism: Tribolium castaneum (red flour beetle)
Lineage: Eukaryota; Metazoa; Arthropoda; Insecta; Coleoptera; Tenebrionidae
Exons: 5
Coding region: 473-1462 (329 amino acids)
Biological process (GO): chemosensory behavior; sensory perception of taste; male courtship behavior
Cellular component (GO): membrane; neuronal cell body; axon
Source: RefSeq, a predicted model, not a curated record